GCAAAUCUAACACCAUUUUCGCUUAGGGUUUAGUUGAGUGGUGAAGCCGAACAAGCAGGCAUCUCCGUCUCUCCCUCUCCGGAAGGAAGAAAGGAAAAUGGCGACCAAAAACUUAAUUCGAGCAGGAGCAUCCCUAAUGAACAGAUUGAUGAUAUCGAAGAACCCAAUUUUCCAUCAAAACGCAAUCUCCACUCACCAAACUUUAACUCCUCACCUUUUCCCUUCUUCUGUCUCCAACAUCGAGCAAACCGACUUCCUCUCAAUCACUAAACUUGCAGUUACCAAUCAAGACUUCUUGCAUCCUUCCGGUCUCCCCUCUCUCGAAUUCUUCUUGCCCGACGGAGAUUCAUCUACUGAGCCUAUGCUCUUGUUUCCUAAGAGGACAUACCAGCCUAGUGUCAUCAGGCGCAAGAGAAAACACGGGUUCUUUGCACGCAAGGCAACCAAGGGUGGUCGGAGAGUAAUUGCUCGGAGAAUAGCAAAAGGCCGGUCAAGAGUUACUGCUUAGCUUCUCUAUCUAUGCAUUGUGAUGUGAUGGGAGACAGGUUUGCCAGCAAACUUUGUUUCUUUUUAUACCAUGCAGUUUGUGGCCUGCCCAUAUGCUUUGUAGGAAAGUCUCAAUGCAUUUUAGAAUCCGUACUCUUCCAUAUAAUUUUUUCCAUGAGAUUCAUGAGCUGAAUUAUACGCAAGAUGUAUUUUGAAGUGAUCUCCAGGAAAAGUAAUUGCGUUCUUUUUCGUUAUGUUUUGUACCCAAUGGCCUGCAAUAAUGUUGUCAAGAAGAAAUAGUGGUUCUAUGUUUCAGUUGCGUUAAUGAAAUUCAGUUACUUGAUUGAUA
Messenger RNA from Populus euphratica (Euphrates poplar), 835 nucleotides. Its product is annotated as Ribosomal protein L34. The transcript is spliced from 3 exons. Gene Ontology annotation, biological process: translation. Gene Ontology annotation, molecular function: structural constituent of ribosome. Gene Ontology annotation, cellular component: ribosome; mitochondrial large ribosomal subunit. NCBI's taxonomy places the organism in Eukaryota, Viridiplantae, Streptophyta, Magnoliopsida, Malpighiales, Salicaceae. The coding region runs from base 98 to 508 and encodes 136 amino acids. The record is from RefSeq and is a predicted model, not a curated record.